AUGUCUCCCUCCCAGUCACAACCGACGUCGAACUCUGCCUCAGGCCAGCCAACCAAUUUGACAUCCAAUAACACAAACGACGAGCUACGUGCUCCUCGUUUAACGGAUCCUGCGUUUAGUCAGGGAGGGAAUGGAGAGUCACAAAACAAGGAGACGGUGGAUAUCAACGCUACUACAAGUUCCAACGUCGGCGGCAGAAUGGCAGAUCCUCCGAAUAGAAGGUUGAAACUCACUUUGAGCAAUCAAGGUGCUCAAUCGACUUCUCGAGAGCAACUUUCUUCGGGAGAAUCCUCCGAGUCAAGUGGUAGUGACGGCAAUAUGCUGAUUAAGAAGGAUAAAGUUCGCUUCAACAAUUUUACAAAGGAACAGAAAGCGGACAAACAAUCCUUGGUUGAUGCUCUCGUAGACGCAAUUGAGCACGGGACGGAGAAACAAGUUAGAACCUUGUCGUCUGAACUUAAUGUGAAGUAUGGAAACGGAGCACCUGUUCUCCCUCGCUUAAGCAAGCCUCCACCAUCGUCAGACCAAGGACCCAGCGAAAUGGGGAAAAACCAGAGACAGAAAAAGAACUUGAAACGGAAGGACAAGAAGUCAGUUUCGGAGCCCCCUUCCUCUGCCGAAAUACAACCCCCAACAAAGAAGGGGAAGAAACGUUCCAAGGGCAAGAGGAAAGCUCUCGAAGUCCAAGACUUUCCUUCCGACUCUUCCAGUUCUUCGAGUUCAUCCGACUCGUCCUCCGGUUCGAAGACAGAAUCGGGGAAGUCAUCAGGGUCCUCUUUGUCGACCAAGAAAGGAAGUGACGACUCCAGUGAUUCUUCCUUGGAGGAAGAUUCUGAGCUGAGCUUCGAAAAUCGACGUGCAACCUUCCUCUACCUGGAACAACUCCCAGCCGGCUCAACCAGCCUUUCAUCACAAUUGGUUUGCUCACCAACCGGCCACUUCGGUAAACCCUCCAGCAGCUUCAUCGGAAGCCUUGUCUUUGGCCCCUGCUGGGAACGCGGCUUAUGUCAACAACAAUUACAAAGGGAAGAAACCCUGGAGACCAGCUGGGGAAAGCGGGAAGGAGGCUGCCCCAACUCCACCCAGACUUCUUCGCAGUUGUGA
Melampsora larici-populina 98AG31 is the source of this 1104-nucleotide messenger RNA. RefSeq lists its product as uncharacterized. NCBI's taxonomy places the organism in Eukaryota, Fungi, Basidiomycota, Pucciniomycetes, Pucciniales, Melampsoraceae. The record is from RefSeq and is a predicted model, not a curated record. The coding region runs from base 1 to 1104 and encodes 367 amino acids. The transcript has 5 exons.